Molecule: messenger RNA, 798 nt
Organism: Durusdinium trenchii
Lineage: Eukaryota; Dinophyceae; Suessiales; Symbiodiniaceae
Source: the annotation of a GenBank genome assembly
AUGAACAUAUUCUUCUUGUCCAUGUCUCCAAGCGAAGCGGCAAAAUACCACGCGAAUAUCCACGUGGUGAAGAUGAUUGUUGAGACUGCCCAACUAUUGUGCAAUGUGCAUCAUCGUGCUCGAGAGGCCUCCAGCUGCGAUCCGCCCUACUUCACCCCGAGGCAAAUUCCCUACAAGGAGUCUCGGGCUGGGCAUCGAAAACUGGGAUCCAUGAUUUGGGUCGCAGAGUCUUUGGGCAACUACCGCUGGGCGCUUCGCUUGGGCCUCGCCCUGUGCCGGGAGUACCGCCUGGGCCGCGGGCGUAGCAAGAAGAAGCCCCAGGCAACACACGCCUCUGAGGAGGUGCUGAGGUGGUUGAAGGAGCACGAGCCCAACUUCCGCAGAACACGGCGGACGAAGGUGGCCCAGCAUCAUCUAGCAAUGCCAGAGGAGUUCAAGUUGGCCAAGAGCGCUGUGGAGGCUUAUCGAGACUACUACUUCUCGAAGCGCAAGACGAUGAACAUGGAGUGGCCAGAAGGACAAGUGCCCAAGUGGUGGUCGGAGCGCCAGCGAAGAUAUCAGGUCUUGAUGGCUGAUGGCCAUGCCAACUACACCGUGGUCACAAAGGAGGCCUCCGCCACCGCGGAGCGCCGGAAGAUCGACGUGGAGUCUGAGGCCUUGACGAUUAUCAAGAACAGCUUGCAUUUGAGCCCUCAAGGCCUGGUGCUCUAUCAGCAGUAUGGUGCCUUAGAUGAUUUGGAAGAGGCCUCCUUGAUGUAUGGCUUUGGAGCUCAGCAAACCUUGCUGAAACCCAACUGA